Molecule: messenger RNA, 486 nt
Organism: Lytechinus variegatus (green sea urchin)
Lineage: Eukaryota; Metazoa; Echinodermata; Echinoidea; Temnopleuroida; Toxopneustidae
Product: SH3 domain-binding glutamic acid-rich-like protein 3
Exons: 3
Coding region: 1-240 (79 amino acids)
Cellular component (GO): cytoplasm
Source: RefSeq, a predicted model, not a curated record
AUGGAGAUAAAAAAGAAUCAACAGUAUAUAGCCACGAUAUUAUCAUUUAAGAAGAUUGACUAUGAGGUGGUAGACAUUUCUGUUCAGGAAGGUGCGAGAGAGGAGAUGGGGAUAUUAGCUGGCAAUCCUGAUGUCCGUCCACCACAGCUCUGCAACGGAGAUACUUAUUGCGGGGACUAUAGUGCUUUUGAAAAUGCUGUUGAAGCAGAGACGCUUGAAGAAUUCCUGAAACUGAAGUGAAUCCCUGAACAUCUUCCAAGAGUGCACUUUGUUAUAUUUUACUGUAGAUCAUAAAAAGCAGCAAAUAUUAGUGCAUUUUUUUUCUUCAGAUUUGAUCUUAUUUCAUAUUUGCUUUGUUAGGAAUGAGUGAUUACAUUGAGCUAAAUUUGAAUAUAAUAGACUAGAUGGUAUAUGACAAGAUAUAGUAAAAAUAGAAUUGCCCAUGCAUAAGGGCAGUCACAACCUACGUAUAGGAUAUGGGUAGAU